UUUACUUCUUUUUAACAACAUUGGUGGUUUCCAAAAUGAACGCGUAUCUUUUAUAGGUGUGUGUAUUUAAUUACAGUCUGUGCUGAUGCGCUGAACGCCUCGCUCCGGCAGUGCGUCUCUCCUCCACUCGCGCGCGUCUCGCUCCUCGCGUGCAGGUGUGACAUUCCUCGGAUGCUCGUGAUCAUUUGAGCCCGAGACCGAUCGCAUCAUGACGGACUCCUCAUCUGCUACUGACCCCGCAGCUCCUGAUCCUUGUCCUGGUUCUGUCUCGGAUCCAGUGGUGGUGGAUCCCGCAACGACUCCCUCAAACGGACACCAUCCGAACCAAGAUACUUUGAGCAUGGAGCAGCAAAUGAAGAUAGGCGAACCGGAGGACAAUGGUCUCCUAGAGAGCAGCAUGCGUUUGAAACCUCACGAGGCACAGAGUUACAGAAAAAAGGCAUUAUGGGUAUCGUGGAUCUCUAUAGUGGUGACGAUAAUAUUGGCCAUCGCAGCAUUCACUGUUUCUAUAAUGCGGCAUAGUGCAUCAGCGUUUGGGUUCGCUUUUGACGCCACUCUUGACGUUCUGUCCUCCAUGAUUGUUCUCUGGCGAUAUAGUAACGCUGCGGCUGUCCAUUCGGCUCACAGAGAAUACAUAGCUUGUGUGAUCCUUGGGGUGCUGUUUAUCCUGUCGUCCAUCACUAUCCUGGCGAAAGCCAUUCACGAUCUCGCCACAAAGCUGCUACCAGAAGUGGAUGAUUUCCUGUACAGCGUGUCUGUGAUCAGUGGGGUGGUGUGCACGAUUCUGUCCGUCUGUAAGUUCAUGCUGGGGAAAGUCCUCACCAGCAGGGUGCUCAUUACUGAUGGCUUUAACUCUUUGGUUGGAGGCGUGAUGGGUUUUUCGAUCUUAAUCAGCGCUGAGGUGUUUAAACAUGAACCUAAGGUCUGGUACCUGGACGGGACCAUCGGUGUUCUGAUUGGACUUGUCAUCCUCGGCUACGGAGUCAAGUUGUUAGUUGACAUGGUCCCCCGCCUCAGGCAGACGAGGCAUUACGAGCGUUUUGAGUAGGAUACCUUCAGGAGAUGUCACCAUGGACAACCCAAAUCAACUUGGCUCACACAAACACUCUUCUUGAGGCUCUACCGAAUGGAAAACACACACACACACACACACACACACACGUUUCUCCUUGCCUCAAGGAAAACAAAACCACAAACUCCUCUUGUAAAUAUGGAAAUUAGGGAAAAACUGAGAAUGAAAUAUAUAAAACAUGUUUUAUUGAGUUAUUCAAGCUCUCUCCAAGUGAAAUGACACAUCUGAGAAUAUGGCAGCCAUUUUCUGGCUUGUUUUGCUGUCACUUGUUUGGAACAAGAAUAAGAGAGC
Messenger RNA from Xyrauchen texanus (razorback sucker), 1363 nucleotides. Its product is annotated as transmembrane protein 163-like. Gene Ontology annotation, cellular component: synaptic vesicle membrane. Bases 209 to 1048 code for a protein of 279 amino acids. Gene Ontology annotation, molecular function: zinc ion binding. The transcript is spliced from 8 exons. The record is from RefSeq and is a predicted model, not a curated record. Lineage: Eukaryota; Metazoa; Chordata; Actinopteri; Cypriniformes; Catostomidae.